AUGCCCGUAGGUGUUGCAAACGAACUCAACGACGGUGCGAGUACUAUUGUCGACAAUGAGGACGAGGGUAAGCAACAGGCGGAUGCGCUCUUCAAGAAAACGGCGGACGCUCUGCCACCAGCUCGUUUCAUCGCUGGCGACAAAAGCCGCACCCCAAGCAUCCAGAUAGGUCGCCUGAACCCGCGACGCGUCAACUCAACAUUGUCGCGUACAAACCGUUAUAAAAGCGAGGCGAAGGAGAACGAAUUUCCCAUCAAGCCUGGUGCUUUAUCAACUGUAUCGUCCGGUCCACUACAGAUCCAACUCUCUCUUCAUAAACCCAACCUACUUCAACAACCAUCCUCAUCCACCAUGCGCAUUUCUGCCGUUCAUGUCAUCCUCGCCAUGACCCUUUCCGCGUACGCUCUCCUAGCGACGUCGCUAGGCGCUCGUCAAGGCGACGUUUAUGGAGGCGGGAACAACCCUCCUUCAGGCGAUGGCGGACAAAGAUUCAGCGGUAAUGGCGGGCCUCCCAGUGGUGGUCCAGAACAAGGACCACCAGGUGAAAAUCAUGGCGGCCAGCAGCCCGGCCAGAAUGGUCCUCCAAGCGAUCCUCCUGGGAUGAACGCAGGUCAGGGCGGUUAUGGUGGUCUGCCAGGUCAACAACUGGGACAGGGUCCUCCGAACGGAAAGAACGGCCCUCCUGGGGGACAGGGAGGUCACGUUAAAGGUCGAGGCAAUCCACCACCACGACCUGGCAGUCAGAACAGUCCUCCUAGAGGGAACGGUAAUCUCGGUGGCCAAGGAUCCAAUGGACCACUGGGUGGCGAUCAGCACCCCCGGGGUAAUCCACCAAACGGUCAGGGAGGACCACAGGACGGCGGUCUGCCUCAGAAUGGGCAUGGUGGACCUGGGCAACAGAAUGGAGGAGGGAAUCGACGAAGUGAAUGGGCCCACGAGUCUUCGGUUCAGCCGAACAUGCGAAGAAUGGAACGCGGAAGAAUUGCGAUAACGAUAUUUUCCCUGAAAAUUACCUCUCUGCAAGGACAUGUUUUCAGCAAAACUGGAGAAACGAUCAGUCAUGGACUGAACAUUGAAGAAAAGGAGGUACCUGAAACUUUGUGGCACACUACUCUGAACAACCAAACAUCAACAUGCCGUUGCCGAGGUUUUCCACCCGUCAACAACCUUUCUCAGCAAAUACGCGAGGGCUUCGACUUCGGAAUUACCCUUCCGAAAUAUGCGGUCAACAGCAUUGGGAUUUGCCUGCAGUUCAUGACGACCUGGGAAAGGGCAGGGAAAGCAUAA
This is a messenger RNA of Desarmillaria tabescens, 1287 nucleotides long. RefSeq lists its product as uncharacterized. Lineage: Eukaryota; Fungi; Basidiomycota; Agaricomycetes; Agaricales; Physalacriaceae. The transcript is spliced from 6 exons. The record is from RefSeq and is a predicted model, not a curated record. Bases 1 to 1287 code for a protein of 428 amino acids.